GAAAGAUUUUUCUUUAAACUCUCUAUUUAAAAUAAAGGAAGAAAGGAGAAAAGACAAACCAAAGAAUAGUUCAGGAAGAACGAAAUAAGAUGGUAGAUUUAAACCCAAAUACAUCAAUAAUUAUAUUAAGCGUAUGAGUUGAAAGACAGGCCAGGGCCAAUUCUGAAAGGCAGCUUUCCCCAAAGGCAUCCAGCCCCUGAAAGCAGUGGACAGCAAGUAGCCUUCUGUUGAUGACUUGCUGCCCAUUGGGACACCCCGUGACUGCCCCUCGCAUCACACACCUCUCAGUCAAGGGAGGCUGGCACAUACCUUCUGCACCUUCCUGUGGGGCUACCGUGUUUUUUUGGCUCCAGUGUCCACCUUACAUAGUUCUUCUGUCUCAUGUGCUAUUUGAUAGCUCUGUGACCUGAGCAGCUGCUCCUGACAGCCCCUUGUCCUUCUCCCAACCCACCACUCGUGGUCUCACAGCACAAGGAAUGCGGGCUGUUAAGACCUUUGCCUACACAGUUCCGAGGGUCAACACUGGGCUGAGGCCAGCUCCAUCCUCCAUCCUCCUUACCAAAGGGCUUUUCCACGAGGGGCAUUUCCUUUUGACUCUGGGCAGCGAACUACUCUCCUUGAAGAACAAUUUUGCAUGGAGCCAGAAGCCUUAAAAAUUUGCCCUUACAACCCUCACCACCGAAUCCCACUCAGCAGGUUUCAGUACCACCUGGCAUUGUGCAAGAGAAAGAACCCCAAGAGAGCCAAAACGAUGGCCAGCUGCAAAUACAACGCCCGCCUCGUGGUCCCCAUCAAAAAGCUGGAGGAGCACAAAGCUGCCUGUGCCAACAGAAGCGCGGCGGAGGGCAGCUCGAGCCCUGGGACAGUCAGCCUUCCAAGCUCAGGGCAGAACAGAAGCACCUCUGCAGCAUCAUCCUGGCUCCCCAGCCCCGAGGUCUGGAAUGUUGAUGGUACUAUUUGCCACCCCAUGUUUGUCCUUAAUACUUCUGUUUCCCAAAAACUUGUUUGUGAAAGCGAACGGGAGUCUGAAAGAGCAUCAUGCCCCACCCCUGGCCAUCCCCCAGAAGAUCCUCAGACCAGGAGAGUAAAUUGCCAGCAACAGAAAGACCUCGCCUCUUAA
Messenger RNA from Manis pentadactyla (Chinese pangolin), 1120 nucleotides. It is a transcript of the gene GTSF1L, whose product is annotated as gametocyte specific factor 1 like. The record is from RefSeq and is a predicted model, not a curated record. NCBI's taxonomy places the organism in Eukaryota, Metazoa, Chordata, Mammalia, Pholidota, Manidae.